Molecule: messenger RNA, 228 nt
Organism: Akanthomyces muscarius
Lineage: Eukaryota; Fungi; Ascomycota; Sordariomycetes; Hypocreales; Cordycipitaceae
Exons: 2
Coding region: 1-228 (75 amino acids)
Source: RefSeq, a predicted model, not a curated record
AUGGGUCUAUCCUCGAGCCGCAACAGCGGCGAGGAUAGACGCAGCCGCGUCUCAGCAAGAGACAUUCCGCUGCCUUCUAGUCGGGUAGGUACCAGCGAGUUCUUCGAAACAGAAAGUCAUACCUCUGCCAGAAAGACAGAUCUAUCCAGGAGUCGCAACAAUAGCGGCGAGGAUAAACGCAGUCGCGUCUCAGCAAGAGACAUUCCGCUGCCCUCUAGUCGGUCAUAA